Pseudovirgaria hyperparasitica is the source of this 453-nucleotide messenger RNA. RefSeq lists its product as uncharacterized. Lineage: Eukaryota; Fungi; Ascomycota; Dothideomycetes; Acrospermales; Acrospermaceae. The transcript has a single exon. Bases 1 to 453 code for a protein of 150 amino acids. The record is from RefSeq and is a predicted model, not a curated record.
AUGGUCGAUCGGUUGCCCGCACCUAGACGUCACACAGCCAGCGAAACUAUCUCAAACGGCUUGCACAACAAACACGAGUGUGACCCAAGCCCUCUCUCUACCAAUACAGCAAACACCUUCAAAUCGCAAAAGAUUCAAUCCAAACAGCUGUACGACAUGCAUCCAGUCCAACAAGGCCCCAGUCUAGUAAAGUACAGUCUGGAGAACACCCUCACCGAAAAUUCACUCCUCAAAACUUCGACCGAAGGAUCCACAGCAACCCCCUAUUCUCUUCAACGCGCCCUUGGCCAGCUCCGCUUCGGACAAGCCCAGCCAGGCCGCAUAGAUGUUCAUCUACCGCUUCAUAGGCAACAAACCCGCGGAGCCUCCCAGACGGCAGUUCCAAGCAAGGUCGUUCCUCAAGUCCUUCUUCAGCUUCUACGAGAACCUAGAUGGCGAACGAAUUCCGGAUAA